UUUAAUAGUUGAUUUUUGUUACAUUUGUAUUGUAUUGUGUAUAUAUGACCUUCCUCCCUCUCUAUAUAUAUUUUUGUUGUGCACAAAUUCUCUAGCCCGCAUAUUUAGUAAAUAAAAGAAAAAAAAAUUAAUUAUUGUGUAUAAAAGCGACAAAACAAGUUUACCUAUGAGAGAGAAAUAAUAAAUAAGAAAAGAUCUAAAUAAUCCGACAAAAGACUUGCAUACGCUUUAAAGCAUACAGAAAGAGCAAGCCAGCCAGUUAGUAGAGUUAGUACAAACAAAAAGACAUACGGAUAGAUGUUAACAUAAAAAACGCAUUCCAUCUACGUUACGACGUCACCAAAAAAUUUAUAACGUUACAAAACUAGUUUUUUUGUUAACUUGAGCAUGAAAUUCUGUUAGAUUUGCAGAGACGAUAAAACGCACAACACAACUUGCUUGAUAUAUAUAAGCGAAGCGAAAAACAACAAAAAACAACAAAAAACAACAGGGAAAAAAAACAAUAGCACUACGAGAGACGACUUUGGUUGCAGUAGCGGUAGUGGCAGCGACACCAGCAGCAGCAGCAGCUGUAAAAAAAUAAAAAUAAAACAAUAUGACAACGUCACAAGCCGAUAUCAACACAAAUUCAAAUAAUCCCGCAACCGCUAUUGGUAAUAAUAAAGUUAACGGUAUUCAAAGUGUGAAUGGCGUUACGGGAAUGGGUGGUACUGUAAGUGGCGGUAGUAGUGGCGACGUUCGAGUUGGAGGUGGAAAUAAUGGAGGUUCAGCGGUUAAUACGAGCACUUCGGAAGCGAAUAAACGUAAAAAAUUGAAAACUCGCAGUAACGCAACCCUAUCGAAUUCUUUGGGUUAUUCAAAGGAUCAUUUGGACGCUUGGUUAGAAACUUGUCUCAAAGAUGCUUCCAAUGCCCAGCUAUCAUCGUCAUCAGAGUUCUUGGAUUACAAUCCUUCAAUCAAUACUAUGACAGUAACAGCGACAGCAAACCCAGUAACAAUGGGCAGAAAUAUGUUUCCAAUUGUCCAACAAAAUCAUCACACAAUGCAGUGCAAUUCAAAUUCGAAUUCAUCUUUACAACAACAACAACAGCAGCAGCAGCAACAGCAACAACAACAACAGCAGCAACAACAACAAUUUGCUUUAAGAACAAAUCCCAUUAGCAAUAAUAUGCCAAAUAAUUACAAUAAUAAUAAUUUCAAUGCUCCUUUCAGCCAAGGUUUUCAAAAGCAAAACAUGCCAAAUUUUAUGAAAAAUACAAAUCGCUAUACAAAUAUGUUUCCCCCCAUGGGAUUAUUAACCAGCGGCGGCACUAGCUACUUUAGCCAAACUGAAGGCUCACAAGAUUUUGCUAGUUUACCACCAAUGGUUAACAUUAUGGGUGGCAAUGGUGGUGGUAAUGGCAAUUCAUCCGAACAUGAAAAUAAUUCCACUGAUGUUUUAGACGGCAGUACCAACAAUCCAAAUAUUAAUAGAGGUUUCAGAUUUAGCGAUCCUUGUUUAUUAAAUCCUUCCGAUAAUGACUCGAAAUUAAGCGGCCAAAACACUCCAGAUAAACGCACCGGUACAACAAAUGAUGCAGAUAAUAAUACGAAUAAAUUCUUUUCAAUUUUAAUGGAACAAAUUCAACUGCUACAUGAAACGAAUUCAAAGAUUUGCCGGAACUUGCACGAAACAAAAGUUGAUAUUGAAGCUUUAAAGCACGCGCCCAGUUGGGGUUUGAGGCACCGUAGAGAUAGCAUAAGUGGAUUAAGUACACACAGUCAGCCCAUGAUAUUUGGCGGUGGAUUUGGUGGCACACAAAGUCCAGCGCCAACAUAUCAUUCAGGAGCGUAUACGCCAGGUAUGAUGACCGAUGUAGUGCGCGAGGUUAAGGAAGCCGCCCGUGUGCGUGAAGAUGCUUUACUAAAUCGCGUUAAAGCAUUGGUAGAGGAACGUCAAUGGUCUAUAAAUGAAUCUAAUUUACGUAUAAUGCGAGACCUUGAAGAAUUAAAAUCGCAAGUUCAUCAUUUACGCUUGGAACGCAAGGAGUCUAAUAAACGCAUUAAUCAUUUAGAAGCCGAAAAUAAAUAUAUGCGUCAAAUUUUGGCCACAAUAUUCAAUAGUAAUCGGCAUGUUCCCGAUAUUAUUUAUGAAAAUGAAACAUUACGUCCACGAAAACCAUUUCCGCAUCACGCGCGUCGUGCACAACCUUUAAAUCUUCAAUACGGUACAAUACAUCAUCAAUCGAUGCCAAAGACAUUGUCGGUAGAUGAACAAGAUGAAGAACCUUUACAUAUUAUUGAAACUCCGUCCACCAAUUCCACGGCCGACAUGGCCUCAGCAGUAAAUGCACAGAAAGCAAUUGAAAUGCGCAACUCAUUCUCUAGUUCUGACGGAGGCAGCAUAAAUAACGAUACGGGCAACAAUGGUAAUGCAAAAUUUAUUCCUGUUAUGUCGCCGCCGAAUUUCGCUUUAGUUUCUUCGCCGCCUGAUGAUGUGAAACGGAAAAGAGAUAAGAUUAUGGCGAAACCGAGUAAAGAAGAAACUGGAACUGAUACGGGUUUGGAAGUUAGUAACACAAAUAUUUCGAACCAAGACUUAAGACGAGAGUUAAAAGAAGCUGUAGCUGCUCGUAAAGAUGCAGCUGAACGUAUUAUAGCACUUGAGAAAUUGGUUAAGAAUCUACAAGUCCAUGCUACUACUACUACUACUACUACUAGUACUACUAGCACACAUCAUGCAUCUGCAACAACCCCUAGCACUUCCAUUGAUGUACCAUCACAACCACAACAACAACAUUUAUCAAAUGGUGAUGGUAGUAUUCUAUUAAAUAAUACAGGAGCUACAAGUAAAACUAAUAAACGGGCAGCAUAUUCCACAUCUUCGAUUAAAAGAAAUCAUAAUAAUAAAUGGUCAGGAAAUGCAAAUGCCAGCAUUAGCAGCAGCAGUAACAGCAGUAGCAAUUUAGCUAAUAGUUCGCCAGUUAAAUUAACUGUUGCCGGACCAAUAACCGAUUUAUAGUUUAAAAGAUAUUCAUUGCUAUCAAGUGCAACUUUUAAUGGUGGUAUACGAAUCUCACAUUUUUGAAUUGACUGUGCAGUUGAAAAAUGGCAACGAAUACACUUUUGGAUUCC
Messenger RNA from Glossina fuscipes, 3114 nucleotides. RefSeq names its product CCAAT/enhancer-binding protein. Bases 596 to 3001 code for a protein of 801 amino acids. The transcript has 9 exons. Lineage: Eukaryota; Metazoa; Arthropoda; Insecta; Diptera; Glossinidae. The record is from RefSeq and is a predicted model, not a curated record.